AUGGCGUCCAAACUUCACAGUCUCUUCGACAUUCAACCUGUUUCCGUGACCAACCCGGAACCGACAUACCAGAAGAGCAAGGGCAAAGCACCUCAAACGCUCGGCGAUGUAGGUGUACUACCGGACGUCGAACUCGGGGAUUUUGCUUCUCGCAAAACAGGCGAUAGCCGACAAGCAUCGUAUGCAGAGCAUGAAUUGCCCAAGGGCGCGCAGACCCCGAAAACCCCCAAUGAACUCGAGAUGAGUCGUCCGGCCACACCGAAUCGAGAGGAUGCAGUCGGUACUAUCAGGACCUGGAACGCUCAACCGAUGACCAAAUGGAGAAUCCUUUGCUGUUGCUUGAUCUACUUUUCAAACGGAAUCAACGACUCAGUCGUCGGUGCUUUGAUUCCGUACAUGGAGUCGUACUACCACAUCUCGUACUCCAUCAUGUCUCUGGUCUUCGUUGGCAACGCCAUCGGUUUCAUCUCUGCCGCCUUCUUCACGAACACCAUCCUAGGCAAGUUCGGAAGGGCAAAGACUCUGAUCAUAGCAGAAUUGAUACAGUUGUCCGCAUACGUUAUCCUUGUUUGCACCCCUCCGUAUCCUUUGGUCGUUGUAUCUUUCUUUCUCUUGGGAUUCGGUGCAGCCAUCAACCUGGCCCUCAACAACGUCUAUUGUGCGAACACUCAUCCACCUUCCGUCAUUCUUGGCCUCUCGCAUGGUAGUUAUGGCGUCGGUGGAAUAGUUGCACCCAUUAUCGGAACAGCAAUCGUCUCACAAGGAAUUUUGUGGUCGCGCUUCUACUUCCUUACCGUCGGACUGCGACUUUGCUGCAUCGCUUUCGCAGCAUGGUCUUUCUGGUCAUACACGGAAGACUCUGAGGAAACUCUCUUGGAGACCACGACCAGUAGGCAAACUGCUGCGGAAGAUGCCGCCUCCAAGAUGAAGAACCUUAAGCUCGCUCUGAAGAACAAAGUCACCAUCUUCGGCGCCUUGUUCAUCUUUGCAUACCAAGGAGCCGAAGUGAGCAUUUCAGGCUGGUUCAUCUCAUACCUCAUCAACUACCGUAAUGGCGACCCUGCAAAGGUCGGAUAUGUCACAGCAGGCUUUUGGGGAGGCAUCACGCUUGGCCGUUUUGUACUCACUCAUGCUGCGCCCAGAAUAGGCGAGAAGAGAUUUGUCGUCAUCCUCACUCUCGGCACCAUAGCUCUUCAACUUCUGGCAUGGUUGACACCAAAUUUGAUCGGAAAUGCAGUCGCUGUCUGCUUGUUGGGCUUGUUGUUGGGCCCCGUCUACCCGUGUGCGCAGACCAUCUUCUCGCGCCUCAUGCCUCGUCAUAUUCAGACCACCGCAAUCGGAUUCAUUGGCGGAGCAGGAAGCUCAGGUGGUGCGGUUGCGCCCUUCACAACUGGUGUUCUCGCGCAGGCUUCCGCAAAGCGUACCUGCUUCUCCUGGAUCGCUCACAAAUUGGAAACCAUUCUCAACAAUAUCCCAAAACACAAUCUCCCACCGUCCAACAUGUUCGCGACACAAACCAUACAAAUCUUGAGCAUAUCCACCGCGCUGUUAGCGUCGGGCGGCAUCGCAGCAUUGUCUCUCUUCGACGUUCCAAUGUUACAAUCACAGCCAGCAUCUCGAUCUCUUCCAAUGAUACGCUGGCUCUUCUCAAGAGGCUCCCACACGUUUCCAACAGCCGCACUCACAUCCGCGUCCGGCUUCGUCUAUCUCGCUUACAAAUCUCUUCCACCAUCUUCUGUCAACUCGGUUUCCUCAAUCAUUCAGCAUGCCGUCAAGGGCAAGCCAGGCCUUUAUCUCGCCGCCGCCGCGCUUUCUUUCAGCAUCGCGCCAAUCACGGGUCUGGCCAUGAUACCCACGAACUUCGCCCUUAUCAAGAAGAAUGAAGAGUUGGGCGGGAGCCGAAGCAGGGCGUCUGCCGAGUAUCGGGAGAAGGCUGGAUCGAAAGAGAGAAGCGCUGAUGAAUCCGUGAACAGCAAGGGUGACGUGAGUCAAUGGAAGGAUUUGAGUGUACCGCAAGAGAAAACGGAGAGGCAGAGUACCCGAGCAGAGGAUCAAGAGGUAAAUGAGCUGUUGGACAAAUUCGGCAAGUUGAACAUGCUGAGGGCGGUAGCUAUUGGCUCGGGUGGUAUCGUGGGGUUGAUGGCUGUUUUGGUGUAG
Alternaria ethzedia is the source of this 2157-nucleotide messenger RNA. RefSeq lists its product as uncharacterized. Gene Ontology annotation, biological process: transmembrane transport. Lineage: Eukaryota; Fungi; Ascomycota; Dothideomycetes; Pleosporales; Pleosporaceae. Gene Ontology annotation, cellular component: membrane. Gene Ontology annotation, molecular function: transmembrane transporter activity. The record is from RefSeq and is a predicted model, not a curated record. The transcript is spliced from 5 exons. The coding region runs from base 1 to 2157 and encodes 718 amino acids.